Molecule: messenger RNA, 255 nt
Organism: Caenorhabditis remanei
Lineage: Eukaryota; Metazoa; Nematoda; Chromadorea; Rhabditida; Rhabditidae
Exons: 1
Coding region: 1-255 (84 amino acids)
Source: RefSeq, a predicted model, not a curated record
AUGAUGGAUUCGUUCCAUCCGCCACUGAUCCUUCUCCUCCUUCUCAUGCUCCUGAUCUCGAUCCCGACCGCCUUCGCCCGCCGCUCCCAUCGUAACGCCCUUGUCGAGAUCCCCGACAAGGCGAUGCUUAACGGAACCGUCUACGUCAUCUCGCCGCUGAUGCCCAAAGUUUUUGUGGAGACUGGAGAAUUCACGAUCAACUCGUCCCAAUGCCUUCACUACUCGUUCAACAUGACCGAGAAUCGUGUCAAGUGA